Rotaria socialis is the source of this 2442-nucleotide messenger RNA. NCBI's taxonomy places the organism in Eukaryota, Metazoa, Rotifera, Eurotatoria, Philodinida, Philodinidae. The record is from the annotation of a GenBank genome assembly.
AUGCAAUCGAUUUCGUCUACAGACUCAUUACAAUCAUCGCUAUCGGCACUGAUCGAUCGAACAACCUUAUGGGAUAAUUCACCUAAAAAUGAUGAUAAUAAAAACGACAAAUGUGUUGCACCAUUGAGCGACAGUGCAUGGCAAUCGGUUAGUUUACUAAAUGAUUUAAUUGAAUCGAAAUAUGGCUCGAAUACGAAUAAUAAUUCAAAUACUAGCGAAUUAAUUCCAUGGACUAAUGCUGAUUUAAAACAAUUAGACAAUUGGAUUGAGCAAACACUAGGAAAAUAUGACAGUACACCAAUCUCUUCAGCAGGAGAUUUACAACAAGGAAAUACAUUUGAACAUAUUUGUCUAUGGGAACAGCAAUGUCAAAAUUUGUACAAUGAUGUUAAUGAAGCAGUUAAAUAUUUAGAUACACUUCAUGAUACAUAUACAAAAGUAUCUUAUAAGACGAAUUCCCUUUAUCGAGCUUGUGAACAAUUAUUAGCUGAUCAGACAAAAUUAUUAAAUAUUACAGAAUGUAUUGAAAAUCGUCUAUUGUACUUCGAUGAUGUUGAUCGAUUUUCUAAAAAUCUUUCAAUCAGUCCAUUAGUCUCUGAUGUCAAACAAUUAAUUCCAACAUUAACGCGUAUAGAUGAAUGUCUUGCUUAUUUCGACACGCAUGAUUCAUUUAAACAAUCUCUGAUUUACAAAAGUCAAAUGAAACAAGUUUUAUUCAAAGCAUUAAAUAUCAUCAAAGCACAUAUUAUUCAUAUCUUACAUAAUUCUUCAAAUACUAUAGAUCCGAACAAGAAUCAUACGCUUUUAUCCGACGAUGCUUAUACUUUAUUUUAUGGACGGUUUCGGAUAAAUGCGCCAAAAGUAAAAGUAUUAGCUGAAGAACUUGAACAACGAUGUUCGAGAAAUUCUGAAUACGAAAAAACACUUUCCGACUGUCAUGAAUGUUAUGCUAAUGAGAGACGAAUGUUAUUAGCGGCAAGUGUGCAAAGUGCUAUUCAAGAUUUAGCGAUCAAACAUGAACGAGAUAUGUGUACAUUGGUUCGUGGUGGUUGCGCAUUUUUAUUGCAUCUUUGUCAAGAUGAAUAUCAACUUUUUUAUCAAUUUUUUUCAAAACAUUCAGUAUACUUAGAUACAAUGCUCUCGGAGUUUUGUAACGUACUCUACGAUAAUCUUCGUUCUCGUAUUAUUCAUGUGAUUCAUUUGGAAACUCUUGCAGAACUAGUAACCAUCUUGAAAGUUGAAAUGAUCGAAGAACAUGUGAAAAACAGUGCAAAAGAAUUGUCAACAUUUGAAACAGUAUGCACACAGAUGCUUGAAGAUGUUCAAGAACGACUUGUAUAUCGUACACAAGUUUAUAUACGCAAUGAAAUUCUUGGUUAUAAGCCAUCGCCUGGUGACAUUGCUUAUCCGGAAAAACUCGAAAUGAUGCAGAAAAUUGCUCAAUCACUAAAAGAACAACGUGUAUCAAGAUUAAAUUCUCAAUCUUCUGUUGACUCAUCUAAUGACAUCGUUUUCGAAACCAUACCUGGUACGGACCUGUCGGUUAUUUCAACUUCUAUGUCAACAAAAGAUGGACAGGUGUCGUCACCGGCUGACCUUCAUGGCAUGUGGUAUCCAACUGUACGACGAACACUUGUUUGUUUAUCAAAAUUAUUUCGUUGUCUCGACCGUAAUAUUUUUCAAGGUUUAUCUCAAGAAACGCUAACAAUGUGUGUUCAAUCUUUAAUCGCUGCAAGUGAUCUUAUUACGAAAGGGAAAACACCUAUAGACGGUCGGCUGUUUUUAAUAAAACAUUUACUUAUACUACGCGAACAAAUCGCACCAUUUAAUGUUGAUUUUGCUGUUAAAGAAAUGGUUAUCGAUUUCACAAAAUUAAAAGAAGCAGCGAUGAAAUUUCUGUCGAAAAAAUCCAAAUUAUUAUCUAUGAAUCGUGAUAACGCAUUUUUAGACUUUCUUCUUCAAGGCACAUUACAAGUGAAAGAAUCAUUUAUUGAUUCUAAACGUGAAGUUGAUAAACAUUUAAAGCAAACAUGUGAAUUAUAUAUAGCAGAUUUAUCCCGUCUAUUAUGCGGGACAAUAAGACAAUAUUUAGAGCGAGCACAAGUUAUACUAAAAAUGAAUCAUGAUCAAAAUAAUACACAGAAAGUUUCAUUAAGACAACAACCCUUUGCUAAACCUGAAGUCAUGCAUGAUCUUAUUAUAGAAAAUUAUAAUUCAAUGAAAAAACAAUUACCCGAUAUAUUCAAAAUUAUGUCACUUUAUUUAGCAAAUAAAGAUACGGAACAAAUAUUAUUUAAACCUAUUAAAAAUAACAUACAGCAAGCAUAUCAAGAAUUAAUUAUUCUAAUUCGUGAUCAGUAUUCUGAAGAAGAUCUUCAGAUUAUCGGAUGUCCAUCGCAAGAACAAAUAAGUCUACUGAUUUCAACAUCGUCAUCAAAAUGA